Molecule: messenger RNA, 2053 nt
Organism: Chaetomium fimeti
Lineage: Eukaryota; Fungi; Ascomycota; Sordariomycetes; Sordariales; Chaetomiaceae
Exons: 3
Coding region: 83-1792 (569 amino acids)
Biological process (GO): protein geranylgeranylation; protein farnesylation
Cellular component (GO): CAAX-protein geranylgeranyltransferase complex; cytoplasm; protein farnesyltransferase complex
Molecular function (GO): protein farnesyltransferase activity; CAAX-protein geranylgeranyltransferase activity
Source: RefSeq, a predicted model, not a curated record
GACGAUCAACCAACCGACAAUUCUUGGCUGCACUCUUUAAAACCCACCCCGCCAUCCUCGGGCCUCAAAGAAGCAGCCCACCAUGCCGCCCAAAGGCAAAGCAGCGAACAAGACCAAAGCGUCCGAAACUACCAAACCCACACAGACCACCACCACUACCACCGCCGCCGCUAGCAGCAGCCGCACCACACCCCCAACAACAACAACCAAGCCACCACCACCACCCACCACAACCCCAACCCCCGAAACCGUCCUCGCCCGCUCCGAAGCGCGCUACGCCGCCGCCCGCCCCCACGACGCCCUGCUCCGCCAGAAAGGCGGCUCGCUCUCCGCCGCGCUCUCCCACCCGGAGCAGACCGCCUGGCUGGCCGCGCGCAUCGCCUCGCGCAUCGCCGCACGCCCGGCGCUCUCGUCCGGGUCUUCGACGGCCGCGGGUGCAGGUGCGGUUGGGAAGGUUGCUUGUGGAGGUGGGGUCAAGACGUUGAGGGAGGUUUGGAAGAUUGUUAACGAGGGCGGGUUGGGGCUUAGGGUUGCGAGGGUUAGGAAGUCACCGCCAGGGGGGGAAGUUGGUGUGAGGGAGUUUGAGGCGAAGUGGGAGCGGAAGGUUGUGUUGGGGUGUUUGGAGGUGGAGAGUCGCUGUUUUCGGACGAGGUGGGAGCGUGAAAGGAGGGGUGAGGUUGAGGAGCUGACUGGGGAAUUGGUUGUUGUGACGGAGCAGGAGGCUUUUGAGGAGACUAGGCGGCGGAAAGAGAUGGCGGCGCUGAGGAAGGAGUUGUAUGGGGGUGGUGUGGGUAAAGAAGGGAAGUUGGCGAUGGAUCCGGAGUGGGAUGAUGUUGAGCCGGUGGUGUUGGAGGAGCCGGAGGGCGCGCUGGCGGCGAUCUCGUAUUCUGCUGAUUAUGCUGAGGCGAUGGCCUACCUCCGCGCCGUGAUGCAGGCCAAAGAGCAUUCGCCGCGCUGCCUGCGCCUAACCGAGCAUAUCAUCGGCAUGAACCCGGCGCACUACACCGUCUGGCUGUUCCGCGCGGCCAACGUGUUCGCUCUGAAGCUCCCCAUCCCGGACGAGAUGGCGUGGCUGAACGGCGUGGCCCUAGAAAACCUCAAGAACUACCAAAUCUGGCACCACCGCCACCUCCUGGUAGAAAACUACCACCCCCUCAUCGCCGCCGACCCAUCCGCCGUGGCCGAGUUCGCCGCGGCAGAGCGCAGCUUCCUCCAGAAGAUCCUCGCCGAGGACACCAAGAACUACCACGUGUGGUCGUACCGCUCGUACCUGGUCGGCAAAUUCAACUUAUUCAACGACGGCGAGGAGCUCGCAGCAAUCGAGGCCAUGAUCGACGACGACGUGCGCAACAACUCGGCCUGGUCGCACCGCUUCUUCCUGGGUUUCUCCAACCCGGACUACGCCACGCCCGGCAGCGCCGCCACCGAGGCCGACCCCGGCGUGCCCGCCGUCGUGAUCGACCGCGAGGUCGAGUACGCGCGGGACAAGAUCCGGCUGGCACCGCAGAACCAGAGCGGGUGGAACUACCUGCGCGGCGUGCUGGUCAAGGGCGGGCGGAAGCUGGCGACGGUCGAGGAGUUCGCGAGCGGGUUCGUCAAGGGGCUCGGGGAGGGAGAGGAGGCGGAGGACGUCCAGAGCACGCACGCGCUGGACCUGUUGGCGGAGAUUUACGCCGAGAAGGGGGACAGGGAGAAGGCGGAGUUGAGCUUGACGAGGUUGGGGCAGAAGUGGGAUCGCAUCCGGGUUGGGUAUUGGGAGUGGCGCCGGAAGUGUUUGGAAGUUCCUGCAUAGGGGGCAGGGAGUAGUAAUGCACGGCUGUUUGGUUUUCUCGAGUGUGUUUGUCUUUAGGAUCGUUUGCUACGCAGCGCUAUAUAGGGCAUGCACGGAAAAGGUACUUAGGUAGUUGGGUUUGUCUAUGGCUGCAGGAGUACUGAAGAUGGUAGCAAAGGGUGAGGCAGAGGAGCAAUGGGAGGCAGUCAAUCGUUUGUCAUAUCUGGAAUGCGCCGGAUUCACCAGUGUCACAACCAGCGUUAAGCAUCGUGGUAACGUGCA